Molecule: messenger RNA, 948 nt
Organism: Ichthyophthirius multifiliis
Lineage: Eukaryota; Ciliophora; Oligohymenophorea; Hymenostomatida
Product: coatomer epsilon subunit family protein, putative
Exons: 2
Biological process (GO): retrograde vesicle-mediated transport, Golgi to endoplasmic reticulum; endoplasmic reticulum to Golgi vesicle-mediated transport; intra-Golgi vesicle-mediated transport
Cellular component (GO): COPI vesicle coat
Molecular function (GO): structural molecule activity; protein binding
Source: RefSeq, a predicted model, not a curated record
AUGGAUUUAAAAGAAAUUCUUGAUUAAUAUCGUCAGUAUUACUAUUUAGGUAAUUUCUAGAAAAUAUUAGAAUUAUGGAACUAAACUGAAGAUUCAAACUACGGAGAAUACUUAUUAUAAAUCGAUUUUUUAGUAGCCCGUUCAAUAAUAUGUUUGAAAGAAUUAUAGCCUUAAAAUUAAGUAUAAUUUAAUAAAAAACCUUCAAGUUAACUUAUGAUAUGUGCCCAAAUAGCAAGUAAAUAUUUAGCUCCAUUAAUAAGUCCAUGUGAAUUAUCAGUAUAAGAUGAAGAUAAUUAAAAUAAAGAAAUAUUUAUUGAAUUCAAAGAAUAAUUUUAAUAAAAUAACUAGUCUAUAAUUCAUUUGAUUAUAGGCUGCUACAUUGCUAUAUAAGUGAACGAUUUAUCUUUUUUUGUAUAAAAUGAAGCAAAGUUUAAAGAAAACUUUGAAUUAUUAUAUUUAUAUGUAGUUAUUUUAGUAAAAAAUCAGAAAUUCGAACAAGCAGAAAAGAAAUUAAAUGAAUUAAGAAAAAUGAAUGAUGACGAUGUUUUAACUCUAUUAGCAACAAUAAAUUAUCAUAUUUGUAAUGAAAAAUAUAAUGAAGCUGUAAGUUAUAUUGAUGAAAUUAAAGAAAGAUUUGGAGAUUCAACUAAAAUAUUAAAUAUUAAAGUAAGUUGUUUAAUGAUGCUUUAGAAAUGGCAAGAAGCCUAUUUAUUAUGUGAAAAAUUAUAUUAAGCACUUGCUAGUAAAUAAAAUCUUUUGGACCGAUCAGAGGUUGAAGUUUGUUUUAGUAAUUUAAUAGUUAUAUCAGAAAUUCUUGAUAAACCUACUGUUGAACACUUUUAGAGGCUUGAAUAAGUCAAUAAUUUCUGUUUUUAUGUUAAAAAUUAUUAUGAAAUGAAAAAAACUUAUAUGGAAUUUAGUGAUAAAUUAUCUUUGAAAACAUAAUGA